Penicillium verhagenii is the source of this 1959-nucleotide messenger RNA. Its product is annotated as phosphatidylinositol-3-phosphate-binding ubiquitin-protein ligase. The coding region runs from base 1 to 1959 and encodes 652 amino acids. Lineage: Eukaryota; Fungi; Ascomycota; Eurotiomycetes; Eurotiales; Aspergillaceae. The record is from RefSeq and is a predicted model, not a curated record. The transcript is spliced from 2 exons. Gene Ontology annotation, molecular function: metal ion binding.
AUGUCUGCCCUUAGCACGGCGUCAUCAAGUCCUCCUGCGACUAGCCCCGAUGGCGAAUAUCCUACUACAAUAUGGAACGAAGACGAUGGCUUGAGUGCUGGGCACGACGCCAACCCAGUGCAUAUAUCGAGCAGCCCUGAGACUGACGUCCAAAUGAGAAGAGCAGAGACUGAGCGAAGGUCUUCAAGUGAUAUCACCGGUGACUCAAAAAUGAUGACAGGAAGCUAUGGCAUUCCCCUUGGAAAUGGCAGAGGGAGCGAGGAGAGUGAUCCUACACACCGAUAUAUCUCCACUGGAUCAGCAAAUCAGGAGGAAGCAAGCUCGGCACAACGUGAUUCUGCCUUGGGACAGCGAGCACUGCCAAGCCAUCCGGCCAGAGACCGUAAAAGGCGCCUGAUUAGCACUGGCAGCCAUGAUCGUUUGCAACGAGCCCGCUCCGGAGACUUUGCAAGAAUUAGCACUCAAUCGUUAUUACCACAUCGAUCCGUCUCCAUGAUUGUUCCAAAUAGGGGUAAACCUCAUUUGAACGGUCCGGGAUCGUCUUAUGCAACAGCGAUUGAUAUUACUUCUUCCCCUCCAGAUGCCGGCCCAUCUGUUAGCCGCAGAAGCGAGGAUUUCCGUCCAAGAGCCGGGUCGACGGCCUCCAGAGAAAGUGGGCAAGGUCCAUCUGAUACACGCAUGUUAUUGCAACCAGGUUCCGGGUAUGGAAUGCAUCCUCCUUCAUCCAGUCUUUCUGCGGCUCGUGCUCUGGAGAGACACCAUUCGUCUAGCUUGCGGGUUGGCGCAUUGGAUCAAUACCCCCAGUAUAUUCAAUCGGGCAGGCCACGAGGACAGUCAGAGGCGAUCAGAAAUCCUAGGCGCGAACGUCAGUCGGGAGUCGGUUGGCAGGUGUCAGGGACCGACGAGAGCACUUUGCGUGCGUUUUUGUCAGGGUCAACGGAAGCACAAAGCAUGUUAGAGGCGUUGGGAGCUUCUCAGGAUGAAGUGGAAAUGGAGAAUACCCUACCACGAUGGCAGCCCGAUGGGGAAGUGAGCACUUGUCCAAUUUGUGAGACGGCUUUUAAUUUUUGGUACCGAAAACACCAUUGUCGGAAAUGUGGUAGGGUGGUGUGUGCCUCCUGCUCCCCGCACCGCAUCACCAUUCCUAGGCAGUUUAUUGUCCGCCCACCAGAGUCCCUUCAUCUCCAUGAGCACUCCCCACCUCCACUGCGGCAAAUCGUUGAUUUAACCGAAGACAACCCCGUUGAACUACCAUCGAGCCUCAAUCCAGCUCUUGGCGGAGGAGAAGAAGUCCGUCUCUGCAAUCCCUGCGUUCCAGAUCCAAACCCCAACCCACUUGGUUUUGGUAGAACGCGAGGACAUCGCCCAAGUCAUUCUUUACCAUCCGGCAUGGGUCAAAACUUCUCCCGCGACAGGGCGGAGCGUCGAAGAAACCGCCAAGACUCCCAACCUUCCAGUCCCGAGUUCCCGAGGGCCGUGGGUGAUAACAGGCGACGGAGCCUACGCAACGAAAGCGCCAGUCGCCAAUCUCCCCUCGACUCCACUGACUCGCAUCAACGCCUGUCUACCUGUGAGCAAGAUCUCUGUCCCAUUUGCGGCCGAAGAUUCCCUGCCAUCAGUAACGACCGGCCGUUGGAGGAACGUGAGGCCCACACCCGGCAGUGCAUCGAAAAUUACGGAGCCCCAGCUGCAGCGCAACCUGCUUCCUCCGCGCGCCGAGGCCCGGAACCACGAUCACUCCCACCUCCACCAUCUGCGUCUCGAAUGAUCGAGUUCACCGCAACAGAGAAGGACUGCAUCGGAGAGGAUGGAGGUCCCGCGGAGUGCACCAUCUGUAUGGUGGAUUAUGAGGGUGGAGAUUUGUUGGUCCGACUGGAGUGCUUAUGCAAAUUCCAUAAGCACUGCAUUUUGGACUGGUUCGUGCACAAAAUGGAGUGCCCUGUGCACAAGGUGGCAUAG